Messenger RNA from Didymodactylos carnosus, 649 nucleotides. The record is from the annotation of a GenBank genome assembly. NCBI's taxonomy places the organism in Eukaryota, Metazoa, Rotifera, Eurotatoria, Philodinida, Philodinidae.
AUAGAAACAACUUAAUCAUAACAGAAAAAUCAGCAAAACCAACUCAUAAGUUGCCUUCUAGUAAAUAAGAAUAACAUAAGAAGUUUUGAUACUUCUUAUGAAUUUCUUACGAACCCUCUUAUAAAAAUCUUAUAAGAUUCUUAUAAGACACUUACGACUGUCGAUGAGAAAAUCUUAAACAAUCUUAUGUAAGAAACUGAUAAGAUUCUUAUCGAAAUCCUAUCAGUUUUAUCAAAAAAAUUGUGUCUGAGGGUAACUACUUCUGAAUUGCAACGAAAUAUAACAUAUGAAUAAUUAAAAUUCGAUAGAUACAAUUGUUUUCAAAAAUUAAAUAUUAAAAAAUUUUUCCACUAUUUAGAUAUAUUGUCUAAUCCGCCCAAACAAUUUCUUCAAAUAUUAUCCCAAGUUCAAGAUUUAUAUCAAACGGCUCAAACAUUUGAUUCUGAUUCUGAAAAUAUACGAAAAUUAUAUGACUUUGCUCACCAAACAAAAGACUAUGCUAGUAUCACAGAUGAAAAUUUUAAUAAGAUCAUCUUAAAAAAUGAAGAUGUUGUCACAUUAGUUGAUCGUGGUGGUCGAUUAAGAUGUCGAUUGUUUCUCUAUCCAGAUUCAAUCGUUUGUUGUACAGUUAAACAAAGAUUAUUAGUCA